This is a messenger RNA of Notodromas monacha, 879 nucleotides long. NCBI's taxonomy places the organism in Eukaryota, Metazoa, Arthropoda, Ostracoda, Podocopida, Cyprididae. The record is from the annotation of a GenBank genome assembly.
AUGAUACAAUCGCUCAUCGGUAACACCCCUUUGGUAGAGAUUACCCGAUUGAACCCCAAUCCCGACGUGAAAAUAUUGGCCAAACUGGAAGGGCAAAACCCUGGCGGCAGUGUGAAAGACCGAGCGGCCUAUAAUAUGUUAACCCAAGCCUUGGAACGAGGCGAUAUUGCCAAAGGAAGCCAUUUGGUAGAAGCCACCAGUGGCAAUACGGGCAUUGCAUUGGCCAUGAUUGCCAAUUUAUUGGGGCUUAAAAUGACCUUGGUAAUGCCCGCAGGCGCUACCGCCGAGCGCAUCCGAUCGAUGAAGGCUUAUGGCGCCGAACUUAUUUUGACCGAUAACAGCAAAGGCAUUGAAUACUCUAGGGUUUUGGCCGAAGAAUUAUCCAAUGAAAACGGCUAUGCCAUGCCCAAUCAAUUUGCCAAUGACGACAAUUUAAUGGCGCAUUACAAAACCACGGGCCCCGAAAUAUGGCGAGAUACCAAUGGUUUGGUCACCCAUUUUGUAUCGUCCAUGGGCACCACCGGCACCAUUAUGGGCACAUCCAAAUAUUUAAAAGAACAAAAUCCCAAAAUACAAAUCAUAGGCGCUCAACCCACCGAAGGUUCUAGCAUUCCGGGCAUACGGCGUUGGACGCCCGAAUUUUUACCCAAAAUAUACGAUCCAAGCCGAGUGGAUUUGGUGAUGGAUGUAAGUCAAGCCCAAGCCAUUCACAUGACUCGAGAACUGGCCAAAGUAGAAGGCAUUAUGGCGGGCAUGAGCAGUGGCGGUGCCUUACACAUAGCCUUAGAAAUGGCCAAAAAAAUCGACCAUGGCACCAUCGUAUUCAUUGUUUGCGAUCGUGGAGACCGUUAUUUGAGCUCGGAUCUAUUUGAAGCCUAA